Molecule: messenger RNA, 1262 nt
Organism: Strigops habroptila (Kakapo)
Lineage: Eukaryota; Metazoa; Chordata; Aves; Psittaciformes; Psittacidae
Gene: LSMEM1
Product: leucine rich single-pass membrane protein 1
Exons: 4
Coding region: 287-805 (172 amino acids)
Source: RefSeq, a predicted model, not a curated record
UGAUCACAAGAACUGUCUGCGAAGGAGCAGUUACCAGUGCUCACAACACAGCUCAUCAGAAUCUGAUUUUUAAACAACUAGCAAUGUCAUACAAAUUAGUCCAUCCCAUAAUACUCUCUCAUUUGAACUGUUAAGGUGUGGGGGAGAAGGAGGAAAAUACCCUGGGUUUUUUUAGCCUAUGCCUUUAAUGUACUCACGUCUGCAAUACUGUAGAUAUGACUCUUCUGCAUAGCAAACUGGUUAAUCAUAGCUACAGUGUGGUAGCUAUGACUCUUCUGCGUAGCAAAUGAGUUUGGAAAGGCACCAUAAACCAAAAGUUCUUUUAGACACAAUGGAGAGGCCUUCCUUGGAAGUUAACCUGUCCGAUACUCAGGAAGAAGGGAAACUUUAUGUAGUUGAUUCCUUAAACAACCUAAACAAACUAAAUGUUUGUCCAGAUGGAGCCCAACAUGUGCUAGAUGAGGAAGAGGACAUUGGUGCUACUGAAGAAAACAUGGCAGGGAGCAACAUAAGAAACCAGCGUUUGUUCUUCGUCACCUUCAUUCUUACUUUGAUCGUUAGUUUGGCACUUGUUUCAUUCGUAAUAUUCAUAAUAAUUCAAACUAGAAACAAGAUGGACCAAAUAUCAAGCAGACUAAUAGCUGAAAAGAAGAACAUAGAAGAGCUUAAGAAAAUUAACAACAUGAUAUUAAAACACCUACAUCAAUCAGGAAUUCAGAAAAGUGGGAGAUACUUCUUCACAGAGUCUCCUGAUCUUCGUGAUUACCUCUUUACCCAUGCUGAGCUGAAAGUCCCUGAAGAAUAGAUCUUUGGAAUGAAAUUCGAGGAUAUUCAUGUACUCAAGACAUUUUCACAUAUGGCACACGGGUUACUUAAACAUUCUGAUAUGGUCACAGGAGCAUUAGAAAGGCCAGAUGUAUGAAAGAUAGUAGAAAACAGUAUUUUAUCCUGUUUCAUAUGAAUAUAGAGUUGACAACUAAGCCCAUAUGAUUUAAAAUAAACAAUGGAUUGUCAAUAAUUUUGGGCAAGAGUUCCAGAUUCUCUGUGCAUUGUAAAUGACAGGGCUAAGGGCUUAGUUUUACUUUAAAUGUGAGUGAUCACAGAAAAUAAUAAUUUCUGUUCACAUGAUUCCAGCAUGACUUUAUUCACUUAGUCAUUCUCCCAUUUUUUUGGAACAAAUUUUGUGUUUGCUUCUAUAUUAUUUGUAUUUCAGGAUAACUUCAGAUUCCUUAACUUAUAAAUAAAUCCAGUUCUGCCAUGGA